UGUACCUUAGAGGGCGGCACCUAUUACGACCAGAAUCUCUAUUUUCUGAUUGGUUGUUUCCACAUUGGUAAAAUGGUGGUCAAAUGUCAUUUUUGAUGAACUAGUUGUCAAAUUUAAUGUGAUUUUAAAAAUAAAGUGCUUUGUAUAGGUUUUUUCGGGGUUGUCAUUAAUUUUUAAAAUGGACAUUGAUAACGGCCCCUCUGAGGGUUCUGGGAACGGAACAAUGGAUAUUGAACAGUCAUUGUUGCAACAAUUCAGUUGUAUGGGUACAACUGAUAAGGACGAGUUGGUACAACAAUUGCAAAAGUUACUUGGGAGUAACUUGAACUAUUCGACGGCUGCGUUUUUCCUGGACAUGAAUAACUGGAAUCUUCAAGCUGCUGUUUGUUCCUAUCUAGACAUUGAAUCUUCGACUAAAUUACCGUCAAUGGCUCUUGUCCAAAACCCAGUCGCUAGCGAAUCUGAGAGUAUAGAACCGAACACAAGUUUUGACAAAGUGUGGCACAUGUUCAACAAUGGAACAGAACAGUGGCCCCACGGCUGCUACGCUCAGUGUUCCGAUGGCAACAUUUUCAACGGGUGCAGAGUCUCAGUUCCGGCGCUGAAGCCCUCCGAAGACACCCAUCUGACCGUCCGGAUGACCAGUCCCCCGCAGCCGGGCGUGUAUCAGAGCGAGUGGAGGCUGUGCACGGAAAAGGGGGCCUAUUUCGGGGAUCCCAUGUGGGUCAUAAUCACGGUUGUGGAAGAAGGAACGAUGGCGCUCACCCAACAACUGUCAAGUUUUAGCGAGUUGGGGGCGUCGCCCCCCGCUCAAGUAGCCUAUAAUCCCUUUGUUCCGCAACGAUCUCAUUUAGAACAAACUCAGGACGCGACCCCCCCGCCCGGGGGCAAAGACAUGUGGUAGUGACUUUAGUGCCAAGGAACGUAACACUAUAGUGUUAUGGUACAAAUAAUUAGAAAAUAUAAACGAAAUUUAUUUUGAGUUUUAAUGGUCAAAACGAAGCUCUAUUUUUUCAGAUGUUGGAUGAUAUUAAUACGGAAUAUUUUUGUAAAAACUAAAUUUUGUUUUAGGUUACGUGUACAGUGCAUUUAUGUCAUUUUUGCGGUGAAAAUGAGCUAAGUUCUUAGUACAGUUGUACAGCUAAAUAGGCAACAAGUGGAAUAAAUAUACUUAAUUUCUUAA
This is a messenger RNA of Tribolium castaneum (red flour beetle), 1183 nucleotides long. RefSeq lists its product as uncharacterized. NCBI's taxonomy places the organism in Eukaryota, Metazoa, Arthropoda, Insecta, Coleoptera, Tenebrionidae. The transcript is spliced from 6 exons. The record is from RefSeq and is a predicted model, not a curated record. Gene Ontology annotation, molecular function: ubiquitin binding. Gene Ontology annotation, biological process: macroautophagy. Gene Ontology annotation, cellular component: phagophore assembly site. Bases 179 to 904 code for a protein of 241 amino acids.